This is a messenger RNA of Lactuca virosa, 2232 nucleotides long. NCBI's taxonomy places the organism in Eukaryota, Viridiplantae, Streptophyta, Magnoliopsida, Asterales, Asteraceae. The record is from the annotation of a GenBank genome assembly.
AUGAGUAUGGAGAUCUUUCUAAAAGGAGAUGUGUACUAUGGUAAUGUCAAGGGAAUGAUUCCUCAUGGUAGAGGUAAAUACACAUGGUCCGAUGGUACAGUUUAUGAGGGUAGUUGGAAAAAAGGGAAAAUGACAGGUGGCGGAAGGAUCACUUGGACAUCUGGAACAACAUAUGAGGGUGAAUUUUGUGGUGGCUACCUUGAUGGUUUUGGCACGUUGACCAAUCCAGAUGGGUCAACAUACAUAGGCUCAUGGAGGAUGAACAUUCAGCAUGGGCUUGGGAGAAAGCAGUAUAGUAAUUCUGAUGUUUAUGAUGGUUCUUGGAAAGAAGGAGUGCGUGAAGGAAGUGGUAAAUAUGGUUGGUGUAAUGGUGAUAUGUAUAUUGGAAACUGGAAAGGUGGAUUGAUGUGUGGUAGAGGGGUGAUGAAAUGGCUGAAUGGUGAUCUGUUUGAUGGUUAUUGGCUAAAUGGGUAUAGACAUGGGUCAGGUGUUUAUAGGUUUGCUGAUGGGAGUUAUUAUUUUGGGACAUGGACAAAAGGACUCAAAGAUGGACGUGGCAUGUUCUAUCCUGGAGGAAGUAUUAGGUGUCCAUCAUCUAAAAGAUUAGGCAAAAAGAAACGAAGUAUAAACCGCAGUUUAUCUGACAAAAUUUCCAUUAAUGGAUUUUUUAAAGACUUGGGUCGAAUAUCAAGUACGAGGAUUUCCAUUGGGGGUUCUGUUAGGGAGUUCAAUACUGAUAUAUUAUCUUAUACAUCUGAUGAAGGUGAAAGUGUAGAUGAUGAUGUAGGUGAAAGUCUAGAUGACAAUAGUACUGUAGUUUGUGAAAGGGAAUACAUACAAGGAGUUUUGAUUAACGAAAGGAUUAAGAAUAAUGCAGGGGUAUUAUACAAAAAGGAACAGCAGCGAAAAUUUCAUAUGAAAGAAGUGGAAAGGAAGUCGUCUUUGGACAUUUUUGAAGGCCGUAAAAGCAGCUAUCUGAUGCUUAAUCUGCAGCUAGGUAUCAGGUACACUGUAGGCAAAAUUACACCAGUUCCUAUGCGUGAAGUUAGAUAUUCAGAUUUUGGAGAACAAUCAAGAAUAAGGAUGUAUUUCCCCAGGAAAGGCUCACAAUUAACACCUCCACAUUCUUCAAUAGAUUUCUAUUGGAAAGACUAUUGUUCUAUGGUCUUCAGGAAUUUGAGGGAGAUGUUCAAGUUAGAUGUUGCAGAUUAUAUGAUGUCCAUAUGUGGGGAUGAUGGUUUAAGAGAGCUUUCUUCUCAAGGGAAAAGUGGCAGCCUAUUCUAUCUCUCUCAUGAUGAUAGAUUCGUGAUUAAAACCUUAAAAAAAUCCGAGCUCAAGGUUUUACUCAAGAUGCUUCCAAGCUAUUACAAACAUGUACAUGCUCACGAUAACACCUUGAUCACCAAAUUCUAUGGCCUCCAUCAGAUAACACUAAGAGUUGGCAAGAAGGUACAAUUUGUAGUCAUGGGAAAUAUGUUCUACACUGAACUUCAAAUUCACCAACGUUGUGAUUUAAAGGGUUCUUAUCACGGAAGAAAUACAAAUAAAGAUGAUAUAGAAGUGGGUACCACAUUUAAAGACCUUGAUCUUGCUUAUGAUUUCCAUAUGGACAAGUCGUUGCGUGAUGCACUUUUCAAACAAAUCAAGCUUGACUGUAUUUUUCUAGAAUCUCAACGGAUUAUAGAUUAUAGCCUUCUUUUGGGAUUGCACUUUAGAGCUCCUGAACAUCUGAAGAGUCUAUUGGAACCACCAGAUGCAUUUCACAAGCCGCAGAAAACUCCAGGUCCACUAAGUCUUGUGGAUCAUUCGAUUCCUCCAAAGGGACUUCUCCUAGUGACACAUGAACCGAGUUCUGUGAACACCGAACCGGGUCCACACAGUAGAGGAAGUACUUUAAGGGCAUUUUCGGUAGGUGACAAAGAAGUUGAUCUCCUUCUUCCUGGUACUGCGAGGUUACGGGUGCAAUUAGGUGUGAACAUGCCAGCUCAUGCAAACCAUAAGGUCUCCCACGACAUUUCCGGUUCCACAGAAAUCGAACUUUAUGAAGUAUAUGAUGUUGUUCUCUAUCUCGGUAUAAUCGAUAUACUGCAAGAAUACAACACAAGGAAAAAAAUAGAAUAUGCUUAUAAAUCCACCCGCCAUGAUCCCAUCUCAAUAUCCGUUGCGGAUCCUAAAUUUUACUCCAAACGAUUCAUCAAUUUUCUCGAAAAGAUUUUCCCUUCUAAUACUUAA